Molecule: messenger RNA, 1012 nt
Organism: Linepithema humile (Argentine ant)
Lineage: Eukaryota; Metazoa; Arthropoda; Insecta; Hymenoptera; Formicidae
Product: nucleolar protein 16
Biological process (GO): ribosomal large subunit biogenesis
Cellular component (GO): nucleolus
Source: RefSeq, a predicted model, not a curated record
AUCUUCUUGCGGGGUGAUGAGCAGUCUUCGUCGGAGGCUGCAGUGUGCAGUAAAUCUCUUAUGAUUAGCUGCGAGAUGUGAACUAUGACUGCGCAUCCAUAGAUCUACAUUAAUUCGUGAUGUGAAUUCUUAUAAACUCAAAGUGUUUCUACUUCGAUUUAUGUAACGUUAUCAUUAAAUAUUUUUAUUCAUGAGAUAUGAGGUAUUUCCGCCAAACAUGAAGAUAAUCUAAUCAUUUGGACAGAUUUUGUGGCGUUGCUGAUAACGAUCUGUAUCAUCAGAGGAUAUCUGUAUAGGAUCUGCUACAUCAGAGCACAUGUGAGCACGUGUAAAGCAAUCGAGCAGUGUAUAGUUAUUGUGUAAUGUACGUGCGCAAGUGUGGCGUAUCGUAACUGUAUAAAACAAAAUGAAAAUUAAAAAAAUAAGGAAACUGAAACGCAAAAAGAGGUACAAUGCGAAUGUAAAUCGAAAAAGGCAACGAGAUAAGCUCCGAAGACUGCCAAAUAUUCCCUGUGCUGAAAUAAAGAACGCAUGGGAACACACGAAAUCUAUUCGUACCAACUUGAAAGAAAUGGGUUUGUCAUAUGAUCCAAACAAAAAGACACAACUUCUUAACGUGAAACAUGAAAUGCUAAAGGCAGCUGAGAGAAAAAUAACAGAAAAUGAUAAUUCGUCGGAUGAAGACGAGAUGGAUGCGACUCCAUCAAAAAAUUAUGUAGCAGAGAAAUUAGAAGCUGAAGCAAAAGCACCUAAACACCGUCGUCUCAAACUACCAAAAGGACAAGCACAGUUCCUUACUUAUUUAUUAAAAAAAUAUGGUGAAGAUUAUAAGGCAAUGGCAAAAGACAAAAAGAACCACUAUCAACUAACUGGGAAACAAAUCCAAGCUAAAAUAAAACAAUUUCAAGGCAUUUCAGAACAAUAUAACGAAUACCUUGAAGAUAAUAAUAUACAAUUGGAAUCUUAAUUUGCAUAUUGUAUAUACUGUUUAUAUCUUGAUUAAAAUAAACAA